Messenger RNA from Adineta ricciae, 834 nucleotides. NCBI's taxonomy places the organism in Eukaryota, Metazoa, Rotifera, Eurotatoria, Adinetida, Adinetidae. The record is from the annotation of a GenBank genome assembly.
AUGGCAAAACACUGCUGGAUAGAUUCUUGCCGAAGACGAGCAGAAGCGUUCUGUGCUCAUUGCUCAGAAGAAUUGUGUCAUCAUCAUUUCAUGGAACAUAAAGACUGGUUACAAGAACAACUUUUGCCAAUGAUUAAACAAGUAAACAUUAUAUACAGUCGAUUUCAACGAUGUGACAUGGAUCAAGCUAUCUUUACACUCAAUUGCUUAUCCGACGCACGUCAUGAACUCAAUCAAUGGCGUAGUGCAUGCGUUCGACAUAUCGAUGACGUUUAUGAUCGAGCAUUGCAAGAGAUUACAACUACUUUGGAAAAACGUAAGCAGGAGACUGUAGAACAAAACAAGCAAAAUCUUGAUUCUCUCAGUAAAAUACGUCGACAAUUAGAAAGAUUAUUGAACUCGGGCAAACUUGCAUAUGAAAAAUUACGAAUAAUGAAGAUACAACUGAACGACCUGAAACGAAAAGAAACAGAACACAACAAUCAGCCAGACAUUCGUAUUGUCACGGACAAAAUCGACGUGAAUCGAUUUGUUGAUAUCAUCUAUAGUCGCAAGCAGCAGUCCGAAGAAGAAUUGUAUAGAGAAGCUACGACUCGUGUAGAAAUUUCUAAAAGAAAUGCACCUCAAGUAAAUCCAUCCGACGAUUCCGAUGAAGAGCAACGUCGAAAACGACGAGUCACCAGAACAUACACUUUGAAGACAUCAGUUCCGCCACCUAAAGUAUCUAAUGCUCGGAUAACACGGAAGUUGACACAAGUGAAGCGUCAUGGAUACCAAGAACGGGUCGCUUAUGCUAAUGAACAUACCAGAAAGAAAAUUGUUGCUGAAGAAUGA